GAUAUCUGAGCAGUCGAAGAGUCGGUCCGAGUUUGCACAUCAUCACACCACACAAGAGGCGGGACCUAAAAGGGCUUUGAAGCAAUGUGUGAACGUAUUUUAGGCGAAAGAAACAAGGGAACGAGGAAAACAGAGCGCACCAAAGAAAGCAGAAGACGUACACGCAAGCAUAACAAAUAUUGGAAAAUAGAAAAUAAUAUUGUACAACCGCCAACCCUUCCAAGCCACGUAUACCAGCCUUGAAACGAACAACCAAUCCCGAUACUAGUCAUCCUCUACUGCUCUCUACAUGGCAAGCAUAGAACCUACCCGCUUGACUCACACGAUUCUUUCUUUCUUCGUCUUUUAUCGUUUUUCCCUUUUAGUCCUCCCUGAAUCUUUAGUCAUUCACUAUUUACUUUCUUCCGAAUAGCAAAACCAACAACUCUCUACCAGUCCAAACCUCUACGACGGCGCCGCUUCUAUCUCUGAGAUUCAGGAAACUUGUUCCUUUCCGUGAUCAGAAAGGAGGAGCCGCACAAAGUCACAUACUACUCUCUUUGUGGGUUUUGAUUUUGAUUUUAGUGAAAUAUACUACUGAUCCGUGAGUGAUUAGUCCAGUUUGUUGCAUAAGUUGAUAAUGACAAUGGACGAUUUUUUCUUGAGUGAUGAUGAUGAUUAUUCUUAUUAUGAGAAUGAUGAUCACGAUGAGUCUAUGGACGUGUUUCAAUUUCAAGCCUUUGACGGUGAGUUGCUGUUUCCGAUGGCGAAUGGUCCUUCUAGCAAGGUAAUUACAAAAGAAACUUUAUUGUCUGCUCAGAAAGAAGACCUGCAAAGAGUGAUGGACUUGCUGUCUCUGAAGGAACACCAUGCCAGAACCUUACUCAUUCAUUACCGAUGGGAUGUUGAAAAGGUUAUGGCUGUGCUUGUAGAGGAUGGGAAAGAUAAAUUAUGCGCCGGAGCUGGUGUGCCCAUUAUUGAAAACGAUCUGCCGCAGAUUUCAUCCACGCUGAUGUGCAACAUUUGUUUUGAGGAUGUAGCUGCAGAUGAGGCAACUGUGAUGGACUGUGGUCAUUGCUUUUGCAACAAUUGUUGGAUCGAGCAUUUUAUUGUGAAGAUAAACGAGGGUCAAAGCAGGCACAUUAAGUGCAUGGCACACAAGUGCAACACUGUCUGUGAUGAUUCAAAAAUCAGAUGUCUAGUUGGUGGGAGGUAUCCUAGUCUUGCGGAGAAAUUUGACCGUUUUCUUUUAGAAUCAUAUAUUGAGGACAAUAGAAGAGUUAAAUGGUGCCCCAGUGUCCCUCACUGUGGAAAUGCAAUAAGAAUCGAAGAGGAUGAACUAUGCGAAGUUGAAUGUGCAUGUGGUGUCCAAUUUUGUUUUAGUUGCUUGUCUGAAGCUCACUCACCUUGCUCUUGUCUAAUGUGGGAACUCUGGUCCAAGAAAUGCCAGGAUGAGUCUGAGACUGUUAACUGGAUAACAAUCCACACGAAACCUUGUCCAAAAUGUCACAAGCCGGUUGAAAAGAAUGGAGGGUGCAACUUAGUAUACUGUGUCUGUGGACAAACAUUUUGUUGGCUCUGUGGCAGUGCUACUGGAAAAGAACACACUUGGACAACCAUCGCUAAUCACAGCUGUGGGAGGUAUAUAGAAGAUAAUAAAAAGAAAACUGAGGUUGCAAAGAGGAGCCUAGAACGUUACAUUCACUACCAUAGUCGAUACAAAGCGCAUGCUGAUUCUUUUAAGCUAGAAUCUAAACUAGAAGAAGCCAUUCAAGAAAAGAUAACAAAGCUGGAAGACAGGGAAUCUACUUCUAAAGAUUUCAGUUGGGUAAUGAAUGGGCUCUACAGGCUAUUUAGGUCCAGACGAAUUCUUUGCUGCACCUACCCAUUUGCCUAUUACAUGUUUGGUGAUGAAAUGUUUAAAGGUGAAAUGACAGAGGAGCAAAAGGAACUUAAGAAAAACUUGUUUGAGGACCAACAACAGCAGUUCGAGGCAACUGUUGAGAAGCUUUCAUCAUUUUUAGAGGAAAAUUUUGAUGAAUACACGGAGGAUGAAAUUAUGGAUCUGAGAAUGAGGAUCAUCUCUCUUUCCGUUAGCAUCGGUACUCUCUGUCAAAACAUGUAUGAUUGCAUCGAGAAUGAUUUGCUGGGUUCCCUGACGCAGGCUGUUCACAGAAUAGCUCCCUACCAUUCAAAUGGUGUGGAGAAAGCUUCAGAACUUCCUAGUUGUUGGGACACUGAUGUCUGGCACGCUAAAAGGACUUGGGACAUAAGUGGUACUGAUGUAACAGCAUUUCCAAGGUCCUAGUGGUUGCCUUCUGUAGUCAUGGCCAAGUUCAAGUUAUCAUCUUUACAAUAAAAGAUGUCUUUUUUCUUCCUUUUUUUUUUUUUUUGGGCAAGUGGGUUUUUCAUGCUAAAUCCUACUAUCCUAGUGUUAUUUACGCUAAAUUCUGGGUUGUGGUUCUGGUUGGACCUGUGCUGUAACUAGUUCUGGUCCUGAACUGGUAGCAAGUGGGACAUCAUUAGUAUCUGGUACAACUUCCCCAUCACCAAAAUUGGAAGGUGAAGAGAUUGGUCUUGAAUCAGGUGGAAUUUUAUCUUACUGUGUCUUCUCUAGUUUCUUAAAA
Tripterygium wilfordii is the source of this 2606-nucleotide messenger RNA. RefSeq names its product probable E3 ubiquitin-protein ligase ARI2. Gene Ontology annotation, molecular function: ubiquitin conjugating enzyme binding; ubiquitin protein ligase activity; zinc ion binding. The transcript has 6 exons. Bases 620 to 2287 code for a protein of 555 amino acids. The record is from RefSeq and is a predicted model, not a curated record. Gene Ontology annotation, cellular component: cytoplasm; ubiquitin ligase complex. Gene Ontology annotation, biological process: positive regulation of proteasomal ubiquitin-dependent protein catabolic process; ubiquitin-dependent protein catabolic process; protein polyubiquitination. NCBI's taxonomy places the organism in Eukaryota, Viridiplantae, Streptophyta, Magnoliopsida, Celastrales, Celastraceae.